AUGACGAUCAAGACAUCGGUGAUUGGUAGUGUUGCGCCAAUAAUAGGCAGUGCAACAUCCAUCGCCCCAAGUCAGGGAGUCGGCAAUGUUCUGUACUUGAGCUAUCUUGAUAAAUGCGACGACAAGUUGGUGAUUCUCAGAGCUAAAGUGGAGGCUUGGCUGGUCGUGGGCAUCAUUGAACCCAUCGGGAAGACAGAGUGGUACUCUGCACCAUACUUGGGUAUCAAGAAAUCAGAAGCAAGGGACACACUAUGCAAGAAUACGUGCGACUAUGGCACAAGUAACACGGCACUCGCUUCCCAGACCAGCCUAAUGGUGUUAAUGUUCCUGAAGGUCGAUGAUGUGGACGUACGUUGGCGGGCUUUCCUGACCACAUUCUGGCUCAGAGAUUUGAAGAAUGAGGCAGAUGAGAAACGCAAGGAUAAGGCGGUAGACGACAGAGGCAUGAAGAACGAGGCAGAUGAGAAACGAAGGGAUAAGGCGGCAGACGACAGAGGCAUGAAGAACAAGGCAGAUGAGAAACACAAGGAUACGGCGCAGACGACAGAGGCAUGA
This is a messenger RNA of Sphaeroforma arctica JP610, 555 nucleotides long. RefSeq lists its product as hypothetical. Bases 1 to 555 code for a protein of 184 amino acids. Lineage: Eukaryota; Ichthyosporea; Ichthyophonida. The record is from RefSeq and is a predicted model, not a curated record. The transcript has 3 exons.